AUGGAGAAUCCAGCUGAUACGCCAAGUAAAAUGUCAGGUCGCCCUCGGGUGGACCUGGAGCCGUACAAAGCCGAAAUCAUCGGCCUCUACGAAAAGAAAAUGAAGAGUGACGACAUUUGCAAGCACAUGAAGAGGCAGCAUGAUAUUCAGAUCUCGGCGCGUACUCUGACCAAACGCCUACAGCUAUGGGGCGUCAAGAAAAAGAUGGAGAACAAUUCCUCGAACGAAGCGCUACAUGCCCGCAUCAAAAACCUUUUCUUCGACGUGGGGCUGACCGACCAAGAGAUCGUCACCGUUCUACACGACGAGGGCUACGAUGUCUCCGCCCGUACGCUACGCAGACUCCGUCACCAGCUUGGGAUCCGCCUCCGCCUUGAUUCGCCUACGCAACAACAAGCACAGGUCCAGGAGAUCCUCGACGCUCUGACCGAGGAAAUGGACAAGGGAACCAUUGAGGGAUAUGGAAAGGAACUACUGCACAACCACUUCCGAAGCAAGGGUCGAACGCCGCACGAGAGAUAUGCAUCGGCCUCCUCCCCGCCGAAGAUUCUAGCCGGGCCUAAUUUGACCUGGCAUGUGAAUGGGUACUCAAAGCUAGCCAACUUCGGGUUCCGCAUUCAUGCCGAGCUCGAUGCGUAUUCUCGAUAUGUCCUCUGGAUCCAUGUUGGUGUGGAUGCGCAUGCGUCUGUGGGCGUUCUCAAAAACCACCUCGACACUGUUGCUUCUAAAAAUCGCCAACCUCGCACUCUUCGAUCUGACCUUGAGUCCGAGGUUCCUCUUCUAGCUGAUGCUCACUUUGCGCUCCGCCGCGUCACUGAGCCGGAUGUCCAGCGAGAGCAAUGCUGCGCUCCCGGGCGAGCCACAGAUACUCACCGGAUUGAAUCUUGGUGGGCUCAGCUUGCUAAAUCAGUAGUGACACUAUACCAUAACUAUUUCCGCGAACUUCACAACCAAGGUCUCUUCUCCUCAACAGUAAUCCCCGAACAAGUCGCCCUCCUCGCAAUCUACAUGCCCACUCUCCGCUCCCACAUCAAAUCCUACGUGCAAACCUGGAACAUGCACAACAUCCGCAAACAAGCAGACCACCCAGAACGCGCCCCUGGAAAACCCUAUAUGAACUACCACCACCCACCCAAGGGCGUAGAGAACUUCGGCCUCCCAGCCGAUGUUCCGACGCUGCAGGCCAUGCAACAAAAUCACGCCGAUUACGACACAGAGCAAUAUCUACCACCAGACACCCUGCACUGGUGUGAGAUGCAACUCCAGCAGCUGGGCUUCGAUCCCCAUAAACCGCCUGCCCGGCUCCCUGGCGACCUACAGCCGUUCCGCUCAGUUUACUUGGCCCUGCGCGAGCGAGCGUGGCAUCACGAGCGGUCUGGGGCUGAGCCGAAGUUGGCUGUUUGUGCAUUUCCUGGUCAGGGCUUACGGGGUUAUUUCCCCUCUGGGUCUGCACGGUAG
This is a messenger RNA of Penicillium mononematosum, 1458 nucleotides long. Its product is annotated as Clr5 domain-containing protein. The record is from RefSeq and is a predicted model, not a curated record. Lineage: Eukaryota; Fungi; Ascomycota; Eurotiomycetes; Eurotiales; Aspergillaceae. The transcript is spliced from 3 exons. Bases 1 to 1458 code for a protein of 485 amino acids.